Messenger RNA from Pleuronectes platessa (European plaice), 6237 nucleotides. Its product is annotated as slit homolog 1 protein. The transcript has 47 exons. Gene Ontology annotation, biological process: negative chemotaxis; axon guidance. Bases 1 to 6237 code for a protein of 2078 amino acids. Lineage: Eukaryota; Metazoa; Chordata; Actinopteri; Pleuronectiformes; Pleuronectidae. The record is from RefSeq and is a predicted model, not a curated record. Gene Ontology annotation, molecular function: calcium ion binding; heparin binding; Roundabout binding.
AUGCCUGCUGGGAGAGGAGGGGAUGGAGCCGGGUCAGGACCGGGCCGGGGGACGCCGGCGGUGGCCCCUGGUCGGGCUCCUGGCCCCGGGCUGUGGAGGAUGGUGCUGUGGGCCGGUGUGGUGCUGCUGGCCGGUGGAGGAGGAUGUGCGGAGGCGUGCCCGGCUCUGUGCAGCUGCCUGGGGAACACGGUGGACUGCCACGGCCUGGGGAUCCACUCGGUGCCCAAGAACAUCCCCCGAGGGACCGAGAGGCUGGAUCUGAACGGAAACAACCUGACAGUCAUCACCAAGACGGACUUCUCUGGCCUCAAACACCUCCGAGUUCUACAUCUGAUGGAGAACCAGAUCAGUAACGUCGAGAGGGGGGCGUUCGAUGAGCUGAGGGAGCUGGAAAGACUUCGUCUCAACAAGAAUCAUCUCAGUCAGUUUCCAGAGCUGCUGUUCCAGAAGAACGAAGCUCUGUCUCGACUGGACCUGAGUGAAAAUGGCAUCCAGGCUGUUCCGAGGAGAGCCUUCAGAGGGGCCACGGACCUGAAGAACCUCCAGUUGGAUAAAAACCACAUCAGCUGCAUCGAGGAGGGAGCUUUCAGAGCUCUGCGAUCUCUGGAGGUUCUCACACUGAACAACAACAACAUCAGCACCAUCCCAGUCUCCAGUUUCAACCACAUGCCCAAGCUCCGCACCUUUCGUCUCCACUCCAACUCUCUGCGGUGCGACUGCCACCUGGCCUGGUUGUCUCCGUGGCUGCGGCAGCGGCCGGCGUUAGGCCUCUACACCCAGUGCAGCUCCCCCCCCACGCUGAGGGGCCUCAACCUGGCUGAGCUGCGCAAGAGUGACUUCGCCUGCUCGGGCCACGGCGGCAGCGCCUUCGUCCAGCCGUGCAGUCUGGCGUCCGGCUCCUGUCCUCCCAUGUGCUCCUGCAGCAACAACAUCGUGGACUGUCGGGGGCGGGGCCUCACCGCCAUCCCCGCCCACCUCCCCGAGGCCAUGACGGAGAUUCGUCUGGAGCAGAACGGCAUCAAGUCAGUCCCCCCCGGCGCCUUCACCUCCUACAAGAAACUCAGAAGAAUAGACCUGAGCAACAACCAGAUUUCUGAAAUCGCUCCAGAUGCUUUCCACGGCCUCCGAGCGCUCAACUCACUGGUUCUGUACGGCAACAAGAUCACGGAGCUGCCGGGCGGAGUGUUCGAUGCCCUGGCUUCACUGGAGCUGCUUUUGCUGAACGCAAAUAAGAUCCACUGCAUCAGAGCGGCUGUGUUUAAAGAUCUGGAGAAUCUGGCUCUGCUGUCGCUCUACGACAACAAGAUCCAGAGUCUGGCUAAAGGGACCUUCAGCUCCCUGCACAGCAUCCAGACCCUCCACCUGGCCCAGAACCCCUUUGUGUGUGACUGUAACGUGAAGUGGUUGGCCGACUUCCUGCGUUCGAAUCCCAUCGAGACCAGCGGCGCCCGCUGUGCCAGCCCCCGCCGCCUCGCCAACAAACGCAUCGCACAGAUCAAGAGCAACAAGUUCCGAUGCUCCGCCAAAGAGCAGUACCACAUCCCAGGCACAGAGGACAGGCGUCAGAGCUAUGAGUGUAACAGUAAGCCGGUGUGUCCCGCUAAGUGUCGCUGUGAAGCCAACGUGGUCGACUGCUCCAACCUCCGUCUCACCAAGUUCCCCGAGCACCUGCCCUCGUCCACCGAAGAGCUGCGUCUCAACAACAACGACCUCUCGGUGCUGGAGGCCACCGGCGCCUUCAAGGGCCUGACGCAGCUCAAGAAAAUCAACUUGAGCAACAACAAGAUCUCAGACAUCGAGGACGGAGCGUUUGACGGGGCGUCCUCGGCGGUGGAGCUUCACCUCACGGCCAAUCACCUGGAGUCUGUGAGAGGGAGCAUGUUCAGAGGGAUGGAGGGACUCCGCAUGCUGAUGCUGAGGAACAACAAGAUCAGCUGUAUCCAUAACGGCAGCUUCACGGGUCUCACCAACGUCCGGCUCCUCUCGCUGUACGACAACCAGCUGAGGUCCAUCCUGCCCGGGGCCUUCGACACGCUGCCCAACCUGUCCACGCUGAACCUGCUGGCCAAUCCUUUCACCUGUGACUGCCGUCUGUCCUGGUUUGGGGCGUGGCUUCGGAGCCGGCGAAUCGUGACGGGGAAUCCUCGCUGCCAGGGCCCCGCCUUCCUCCGGGAGAUCCCCCUGCAGGACGUGGCUGUGCUCGACUUCCGCUGUGAAGAUGGGUCGGUGCUGGACGACAGCCGCUGUGUGUCGGGGCCUCAGUGUCCGACCCAGUGCACCUGCAUGGACACGGUGGUCCGCUGCAGCAACAAGCACCUGCAGGGUCUCCCCCGGGGGCUGCCACGCAACGUCACCGAGCUGUAUCUGGAUGGAAACCAGUUCACCAGUGUUCCCAAAGACUUGGCCACCUUCAAAUACCUGCAGCUCGUAGAUCUGAGCAACAAUAAAAUCAGUUCCCUGUCGGACGACUCCUUCUCCAACAUGAGCCAGCUCACCACGCUAAUCCUCAGCUACAACUCGCUCCGCUGCAUCCCUCCUCUGUCGCUGAGCGGCCUGCGCUCCCUGAGGCUGCUCUCUCUCCAUGGCAACGACAUCUCGGAGCUGCAGCAGGGCAUCUUCAGCGACGUGUCCUCGUUGUCUCACCUAGCGAUCGGAGCCAACCCUCUGUACUGUGACUGCCGGCUGCUCUGGCUCUCGGACUGGGUGAAGAGCGGCUACAAGGAGCCGGGUAUCGCCCGCUGUGCCGGCCCCGGGGACAUGGAGGGCAAGCUGCUGCUCACCACGCCCGCCGACAAGUUCCAGUGUCUGGGUCCCGUGGAGGCGUCUGUUCAGGCCAAGUGCAGCCCGUGUGUGUCGUCCCCCUGCCAGAACCAGGGCGUCUGCCAAGUGCAACACACACAACCGUACACCUGCACCUGCAAGGCUGGAUUCACGGGUGAACACUGUGAGACACCGGUGGAUGCUUGUGUCAGUAAUCCCUGCACUAACGGAGGAACCUGCCUGAGCGACGAGCAGACCAGAGGCUUCAGCUGCGCGUGUGCGUUCGGUUUCCACGCCACGUUCUGCGAGGUGAACGUGGACGACUGUCAGGACCAUGGUUGUGAGAACGGCGCCACCUGUGUGGACGGAGUCGGGAACUACACCUGCUUGUGUUCUCCUGACUACACAGGUCUGUUUUGUGAAGAAGAGGAGGGGGGGUGUUCUCCGGGGAGAAACCCCUGUCAGCAUCAGUCCACCUGCGUCAGCUCCCCCACAGGCUCCAGGUGUGUGUGUAUCCCCGGCUGGGUGGGGCCGGACUGCAGUAUAGAUUAUAACGAGUGUGUGGAUCAUCGCUGUCAGAACGGAGCUCAGUGCGUCGACCAUCUGGACGGUUACAGCUGCGUCUGUCCUCAGGGAUACAGUGGACAGUUCUGUGAGGUGGCCCUUGUCCCCCCGUCCCCGUGCCAGCUGGCUAGUUGUCAGAACGGCGCCCCCUGCCUGGAGGGGACGGGCACGGCCGAGUGUCAGUGCCCCCCCGGCUUCGAGGGUCAGAGCUGUGAGAAGCUGGUGAGCGUCAACUUCGUGGACAGAGACUCGUACGUCGAGCUUCAAGACGUCAAGAACUGGCCCCAGGCCAACAUCUCCCUGCAGGUGUCGACAGCAGAGGACAACGGCAUCCUGCUCUAUAACGGAGACAAUGAACCUAUCGCUGUUGAGCUUCAUCAGGGUCACGUCAGGGUCACGUAUGAUCCCGGGAACCAGCCUGCGACCACUAUUUACAGCACUGAGACGGUGAACGACGGGCACUUCCACACCGUGGAGCUGGUGACCUUCAACCGGAUGGUGAACUUGUCGGUGGACGGAGGAGAGCCGACCACUCUGGACAGUCAGGGGCGGAGCCAGCUGGUGACGGGGGAGGCUCCUCUGUACGUGGGAGGUUUGCCGGAGCAGGCGAUGCCGGCGUCUCUGGGUCUGUCCUCUCAGACCCUCAACACGUCCAGCUUCCACGGCUGCAUCAGGAACCUGUACAUCAACCAGGAGCUGCAGGACUUCACCCGCAGCCACAUGAAGCCCGGCGUGGUCCCGGGCUGCCAGGCCUGCCGCAAGCUCCUCUGCCUCCACGGCCUGUGCCGACCGGACACUGCGCAGGGUCCUCAGUGUCACUGUCAGACAGGCUGGACGGGACAACACUGUGACCAGCCAAUCGCAGGAGCCCUUACUGGACCGGAGGUUGUCGCCACCGCAACCAGCGUCCACCCGUGUGAAGGCAACAAGUGCGUGAGCGGCGUGUGCACCGAGCUGGACGCGCACACGUACCGCUGCGACUGCCAGGAGGGAUAUCACGGUGCUCUGUGCAACCUGCAGGGGGCGCCAGAGGCGUCCUGCCAGGGUCUGCAGUGUCUGCACGGACAGUGUGAGGAGACGGAGGGGGGGCAGCGCUGCGUCUGCCAGGAGGGAUUCACCGGAGAGAGCUGCGCCACAGAGUCUCCGUGUCGUGGUGAGCCGGUGAGGGAUUUCCACCGGCUGCAGCGCGGCACCGUCCUCUGCCAGACGUCCAAAACCUUCUCCUGGGUGGAGUGUCGGGGUCGAUGCCAGGCUGGGGCCGGGCCGGGGGCCGGGCCGGGAGCCGGGCCGGGAGCCGGGCCGGGGGCCGGGCCGGGGGCCACCGGCGCCCCCUGCUGUGCUCCUCUGAGGGUGCGGCGCCGGCGGCUCCCCUUCGAGUGCGACGACGGGACCUCGUUCACACAGGACGUGGAGAAGCCUGUGGAGUGUGGCUGCAAGGAGUGUGUGUGUAUCCCCGGCUGGGUGGGGCCGGACUGCAGUAUAGAUUAUAACGAGUGUGUGGAUCAUCGCUGUCAGAACGGAGCUCAGUGCGUCGACCAUCUGGACGGUUACAGCUGCGUCUGUCCUCAGGGAUACAGGUACUGGGAACACUGGGAGUGCUGGGAAUGUCGGAGUGGACAGUUCUGUGAGGUGGCCCUUGUCCCCCCGUCCCCGUGCCAGCUGGCUAGUUGUCAGAACGGCGCCCCCUGCCUGGAGGGGACGGGCACGGCCGAGUGUCAGUGCCCCCCCGGCUUCGAGGGUCAGAGCUGUGAGAAGCUGGUGAGCGUCAACUUCGUGGACAGAGACUCGUACGUCGAGCUUCAAGACGUCAAGAACUGGCCCCAGGCCAACAUCUCCCUGCAGGUGUCGACAGCAGAGGACAACGGCAUCCUGCUCUAUAACGGAGACAAUGAGCCAAUCGCUGUUGAGCUUCAUCAGGGUCACGUCAGGGUCACGUAUGAUCCCGGGAACCAGCCUGCGACCACUAUUUACAGCACUGAGACGGUGAACGACGGGCACUUCCACACCGUGGAGCUGGUGACCUUCAACCGGAUGGUGAACUUGUCGGUGGACGGAGGAGAGCCGACCACUCUGGACAGUCAGGGGCGGAGCCAGCUGGUGACGGGGGAGGCUCCUCUGUACGUGGGAGGUUUGCCGGAGCAGGCGAUGCCGGCGUCUCUGGGUCUGUCCUCUCAGACCCUCAACACGUCCAGCUUCCACGGCUGCAUCAGGAACCUGUACAUCAACCAGGAGCUGCAGGACUUCACCCGCAGCCACAUGAAGCCCGGCGUGGUCCCGGGCUGCCAGGCCUGCCGCAAGCUCCUCUGCCUCCACGGCCUGUGCCGACCGGACACCGCGCAGGGUCCUCAGUGUCACUGUCAGACAGGCUGGACGGGACAACACUGUGACCAGCCAAUCGCAGGAGCCCUUACUGGACCGGAGGUUGUCGCCACCGCAACCAGCGUCCACCCGUGUGACGGCAACAAGUGCGUGAGCGGCGUGUGCACCGAGCUGGACGCGCACACGUACCGCUGCGACUGCCAGGAGGGAUAUCACGGUGCUCUGUGCAACCUGCAGGGGGCGCCAGAGGCGUCCUGCCAGGGUCUGCAGUGUCUGCACGGACAGUGUGAGGAGACGGAGGGGGGGCAGCGCUGCGUCUGCCAGGAGGGAUUCACCGGAGAGAGCUGCGCCACAGAGUCUCCGUGUCGUGGUGAGCCGGUGAGGGAUUUCCACCGGCUGCAGCGCGGCACCGUCCUCUGCCAGACGUCCAAAACCUUCUCCUGGGUGGAGUGUCGGGGUCGAUGCCAGGCUGGGGCCUGCUGUGCUCCUCUGAGGGUGCGGCGCCGGCGGCUCCCCUUCGAGUGCGACGACGGGACCUCGUUCACACAGGACGUGGAGAAGCCUGUGGAGUGUGGCUGCAAGGAGUGUGUGUAG